Molecule: messenger RNA, 1563 nt
Organism: Seminavis robusta
Lineage: Eukaryota; Bacillariophyta; Bacillariophyceae; Naviculales; Naviculaceae
Source: the annotation of a GenBank genome assembly
AUGGUGUCGUCCUCUGGAAACGAUGGAACGAAGAGCCCCACGCCCAAGGAAGCUGCGGAGGAAGCCGAACGUGAAGCACGCCGCAAACUUCGAUCUGAUGAUAGAACACAAGAAGAAGAAACCAUGGCACCCACAGAAAACAAAAAGGAAACCAAACCUAUCAUCACCGAUCCCAGACCAGAGGAUAUUCUCUUUGGAAAGGCUGGUGUUGUCAGCCAUCAUCCAGGAACCCAAAACUUCAGAACCGUAAUUGAUAAAUUUGCUCCAAAGUUCCAAGAACCAAUUUCCCUUUCAGAAAGGAUGGAACUUGUCAGAAAAGUCGACGAGAGCCUCGGCAACUCUCGCUUCAUCGUGUACAAUGCCAAUGCCAACGGCUGGGAAGAGCAUGACUCGCACCAACAGCAAUUGAAGAUCAUCUUACACGCUCUCUAUCGCUCCAGAGACAUGGCUGGUUGUAUAAUGACGAAAGAGUACGAACAACAACUUGCCAAGAGUGCUGGCCUGAUGAGAGGUAUCGUGGAGGAGUUGCAGGCGUUCUGCCAAACAGACAACUUUGGGAGUCAUUGCUACAAGGCUGGGUUGGAAUCGGCAACGUUUCACCCCAAUGCACAUCUACUACAAAAGGUUGGUUGUUGUGGCGCCCGUGACAAGUUUGCAAAGGCUCUUUCCGAUCUGCAGGAUGGGGCUUGUUUGGGAGUUGUAUUUCACGGGACGUCCCUUGGCAAUAUUGGCUACAUUCUCCGGCAUGGUUUGAACCCCAGGAGGAAACGCAGAGGACAAGCAUACGGUCCUGGAGAGUACUUUAGCAAGAAUCCUGCCGGGUCCAUUGCAUUUUGUCAUGGUGGAUUGGAGAUGCUCGUCUUUGUCGUGGUGUUGCCUUCGUCCGUGAUUGUGCAACCCAGCUGGUUUUGUCCGGGCCGCUACCGCACCAUCCCCAAAGACUAUGUCAUCGUCAACAACAACCAUCAUCAGCUUCCCAUUGGCACCAUACGCUUUAAAAAGGUGCAUGAAUCGUUCGCCAACUCCUCGAGAGAACGACGAAGCUCAUUCCUCCAGCUCUCCAAGGAAGUGCAUACCAAGAGCCAAGUGGCCAAAGGGGGACUCAUCAAGGCCCAGAUCAUUCAACAUCUCAUUGCGGAAAACAUUGAUGCGGCAUCCGAGCACUACGAGAAACAUCGUACAUGUCUCUCUACGGCUUCACGGAAGGAAGUGGCUUGGUAUGUCCACAAAAAGGUGGAUGCGGGAGUCAUUCCCUUCCUCUUCUCUGAGCUGCCCGAACCCAUUACGGACAAGGAAAUGGAGCUAGCCAAGAUUCAAAGUGUUGACGAGGUUGUUCGACAAGAAUACGAAGCCAAGCAGCGACUUGAAGCCGAACGAGAAGCCGGGGGUGGUCCUACUGGUAAAGACAGCCAACCAGGACUGUCAAAAUUGACCCGGAAAAGAUCUUGUUGGCGGGGUUUAUUGAGGGUCGUCGCUGGCUUUUUGCAGCGGCAAACAACGAGUUCAACUGCGGGCAGCAACAAAGGGGGGUUGCCGGACUCUCCUGGCGGUACCAGCCAAUAA